GCCACUCGAUGAAGACCGUGGACCUCUAGGCAGAUAAACUGCUUUUAAGAGACUGGACGGAAACGGCCUUUCCGCAUUCCGCGGCACCCGGACCCUUUGCGGCUCCAGAGCGGGGCGUAGCGUACGCGGCUCGGCACACAGACGCUGCCGAAGUUGGUUCUGUGCUUCUGUUGGAUCUGCGCCUAUUGGUACCAAAAUGAACAGGACAACGCCGCAAUAUUCAAAAUGGGCCGAAAGACGAUCUACUCUUGUAUAUGCCCUACGCUCGGCCACCUUCAGCAGCUGGAGGAUGCUGACCCUCGGAGUGGAGUACAACUCCUGGUCUCAGAGUCCAGCCGCGCCGGGCAGAGAGCAGUGCCGGCGUGGAGGCACGGAAAACGCCUCGGACCCUGAGCCGGAGCAAUCGAGUCCGAAAGCGAGCGCAGACGAAGAUCCGCAGUACUACAGCAAGGUGAUCAAACUGAAGGAAAAUGCGGAGACUUUGGCGGUUGCCGGUGAAGAUAAAAACAGCUUAUAUAGGGCUCAGCCCCUUUAUGGUGCGCAAGACGCAGAGGCGAUGAGACUGGAUGAAGGUCCUUGGAGUAUUGUCGAUCUUCAUGAAUCUUUGCAGGAUGAACUUUCCCACCCCCCGCCAUGCUUCAUGGACAGAAUGGCACGCUUCGGAGACGACUUACCUACCCGCUAUGGAAGCGGCGGUCCAGCGGGCGCCGGGCGAGGAACAGCCCGGCAAGGAGGUCCCCCAGGCGGCCAGAGGAUGUACAAGCAAUCGAUGGCCCAGAGAGCCAGGACAAUGGCCAUAUACAACCCUAUUCCUGUCAAACAGAACUGCUUCACUGUCAAUCGAUCCCUUUUUAUCUUUAGCGAAGACAAUAUCAUACGGAAAUAUGCGAAGAGAAUAAUCGAAUGGCCUCCCUUCGAGUAUAUGAUCUUGGCCACCAUCAUCGCCAACUGCAUCGUCUUGGCCCUGGAGCAGCAUCUUCCCGCCUCGGACAAGACUCCCAUGUCCGAGCGCCUGGACGACACCGAGCCCUACUUCAUUGGGAUUUUUUGUUUCGAGGCCGGCAUCAAGAUCAUUGCCCUGGGUUUCGCCUUCCACAAGGGCUCCUACCUCCGUAACGGCUGGAACGUCAUGGAUUUCGUGGUCGUUCUCACAGGGAUUUUGACUACCGUGGGCUCGCAGUUCGACUUGAGGACACUGAGGGCAGUGCGUGUGCUGAGGCCACUGAAACUGGUGUCAGGGAUUCCCAGCCUGCAGGUGGUGCUGAAGUCAAUCAUGAAGGCUAUGGUGCCACUCUUGCAGAUCGGGCUGCUGCUCUUUUUCGCCAUCGUCAUGUUCGCUAUCAUCGGCGUGGAGUUCUACAUGGGCAAGUUCCACCAUGCCUGCUUCAAGUCAGACACAAGGGAGCGGGCAGAGGAAUUCCCGUGUGGCACCGAGGCCCCAGCAAGAACGUGCCCCAAUGGCACGGUGUGCGACGAGUACUGGAUCGGCCCCAACUUCGGCAUCACCAACUUCGACAACAUCCUGUUUGCUGUGCUCACUGUCUUUCAGUGCAUCACCAUGGAGGGCUGGGUGGAGAUCCUGUACAACGCCAACGACGCCUCAGGGAACAUGUGGAACUGGAUGUACUUCAUCCCCCUCAUCAUCAUCGGGUCCUUCUUCAUGCUGAACCUGGUUCUUGGUGUCCUGUCUGGGGAGUUCGCCAAGGAGCGUGAGCGCGUGGAGAAGCGCCAGGAGUUCCUGAAGCUGCGGAGGCAGCAGCAGAUUGAGCGGGAGUUGACCGGGUACCUGGAGUGGAUAUGUAAAGCAGAGGAGGUUCUACUGGCUGAAGAAGACAGGAACGCAGAGGAGAAGGGUCCUAUAGAUGACUCCUGGUACAAGAAGAAUCAGAUCAACCCAGUGCUGAAAAGAGCAAAGGCCAAGAAGAAUAAAAAUGACCUCAUCAGCGCUGAAGAGGGUGAGGAGCAUUUCACGGACAUCACCUCAGUCGGAACUCCCUUUGCUCGGACCAGUGUGAAAAGCACAAAGAACGACAGCUCCUCCUACUUUCGGCGCAAGGAGAAGCGCCUGCGAUUCUUCAUCCGCCGCAUGGUGAAGGCCCAGAGCUUCUACUGGAUCGUGCUGUGCGUGGUGGGGCUCAACACGCUGUGUGUAGCCAUCGUGCAUUAUGACCAGCCAGAGUGGCUCAGCAAAGCCCUGUACUUGACCGAGUUUGUGUUCUUGGGCCUGUUUUUGAUGGAGAUGACCCUGAAGAUGUAUGGGCUUGGGCCUCGAAACUACUUCCAUUCUUCCUUCAACUGCUUUGACUUUGGGGUGAUUGCGGGAAGCAUCUUUGAGGUGGUCUGGUCCCUCAUCAAGCCUGGGGCCUCGUUUGGUAUCAGUGUCCUGAGAGCCCUCCGCUUGCUCCGGAUCUUCAAGGUCACAAAGUACUGGAACUCCUUGAGAAACCUGGUCGUCUCUCUGCUGAGCUCCAUGAAGUCCAUCAUCAGCCUGCUCUUUCUCCUCUUUCUCUUCAUUGUGGUCUUUGCUCUCUUGGGCAUGCAGCUCUUUGGAGGCCAGUUUAACUUCGAACAGGAGACCCCAACAACAAACUUUGAUACCUUUCCUGCCGCUAUCCUCACUGUUUUCCAGAUUCUGACUGGAGAAGACUGGAAUGCAGUGAUGUAUCAUGGGAUAGAGUCCCAGGGAGGGGUCAGUCGGGGGAUGUUCUCAUCCAUCUAUUUCAUUGUCCUCACGCUUUUUGGAAACUACACGCUUCUCAAUGUCUUCUUAGCCAUCGCUGUUGACAACCUGGCCAAUGCGCAGGAGCUCACGAAGGAUGAAGAAGAGCAGGAGGAAGCAGCCAAUAAAAAGCUUGCUCUCCAGAAGGCUAUGGAGGUAAAGGAGGUCAGCCCCAUGUCAGCAGCAAACAUUUCAAUUUCAGCUUUUGUAAAGCAAAAUCAAGGUGCGCUCUCUCUCAGCUCCUCCCUCUCCAGCGUUAAUUCACCCAAAGAGCAGCAGAAAUCCAUGCGGAUGAUGUCAGUGUGGGAGCAGCGAACGACACAGCUUCGCCGGCACAACCUGCGCGCCAGCAAUGAGGCCCUGUACAGCGAGUUGGAUCCUGAGGACCGCCGCCGUGUGUCCUCCACCCUGCACAUCAGGCCUGACAUGAAGACUCACCUGGAGCGUCCCCUGGUGGUAGAGCCACACAAUGGCGAAACCUGUGACAGCAGCGGAGGCAGCAGUGGCAGCAACGGGGAUGUGCCAAAAGAGGAUGAUUGGGUGAGGGGAAGUGAGAAGGGGACUGCCAGGGAGCCACUGUCCUCCCAUCACCCCCGCAAGCACCAUCGGCGGCGGGAGCAUCCUCCCGGUGAAGGCGAUGGUGCUGGAGAGGCGGGUGUGGGGAAGGAUGGCCGGCGUCAUGCCCACCACGGCCGUGGUGGCGAGAGCAAGGCGGAGCAGGGCCACGGUGGCCAACGGCGGCACCAUCAUCAGGGAGCACCAGACAAAGGGGGCGGAGCCAAUGAGAGGGAGCACCGCCGGCACCAUGGCCACCGUCAACCCAAGGAGGGUAAUGGUGUGCUCAGUGGGGGAGGCAAGGCGGAGCACCGUGGGCGGCACAGGGAGGCUGACAGGACAUCAGCAGAGCCCCAAGUGGAGGCCGAAGGGAAUGGAGAAAGGAGGAGACAUCGGGUUCGCCACGUCAAAGCCCAGUCUACCAUCGAUGGGGAGGAGAGCAAAGACAGUGGGCAGAGGGAUGGCACCAAGGCCCGCCGGCACAGGGAAAGACAGGUGGACAUUGUGGUGAGUGUUGCCCCUCUCAGCCUUCACGCAGCUGCUGGAGACAAGCAGGAAGAUGUCGACAAUCAAAAGAACAUCCUGCGUUCCAGUCAGACUGCUGUCCACAUCCCAGUCACCAUCACUGGCCCCCCUGUGGAGACUACCAUCAUACCCAUGAACAACAUUGACUGUGAAUCCCUCCCACCAAAUGAAGAGAAGAAGAUCCUGGAGGACCAGACAGCGAACGGUCCCCAGCAGAUCCCAUCCUACAGAUCCAUGUUUGUGUUUGGUCAGAACAACCCGGUUCGCUGCUUGUGCCACUACGUGGUAACGCUGCGCUACUUUGAGAUGUGCAUCCUGAUGGUCAUCACGAUGAGCAGCAUCGCACUGGCCGCUGAGGACCCUGUGCAGGCCACUUCUCCACGCAAUAACGUGCUCAAGUACCUAGACUACAUCUUCACAGGCGUCUUCACUUUUGAGAUGGUGAUUAAGAUGAUUGAUCUGGGCCUCUUGCUUCACCCUGGCUCUUACUUCCGGGACCUGUGGAACAUCCUGGACUUCAUUGUGGUCAGCGGUGCCCUGGUGGCUUUUGCGUGCACGGGGACAAAAGGCAAAGAUAUCAACACCAUCAAGUCCCUCCGGGUUCUCCGGGUCCUGCGACCUCUGAAGACCAUCAAACGGCUCCCCAAACUCAAGGCUGUGUUCGACUGCGUGGUCAACUCUCUGAAGAACGUGCUCAACAUCCUCAUCGUCUACAUACUCUUCAUGUUCAUCUUCGCCGUCAUCGCCGUGCAGCUGUUCAAGGGCAGGUUCUUCUACUGCACCGAUGAGUCCAAGAGUCUGGAGAAGGACUGCAGGGGAGAAUUUUUGGACUAUGACAAGGACGAGGUGUCGGCCAAGCCACGGGAGUGGAAGAAGUACGAUUUCCACUAUGACAACGUGCUGUGGGCGUUCCUCACCCUCUUCACUGUCUCCACUGGCGAAGGCUGGCCCAUGGUGCUGAAGCACUCAGUCGAUGCCACUUACGAGGACCAGGGCCCAAGUCCAAGCUUCCGCAUGGAGACGUCUAUCUUCUACGUGGUCUACUUCGUGGUCUUCCCCUUCUUCUUUGUCAACAUCUUCGUGGCCCUGAUCAUCAUCACUUUCCAGGAGCAGGGAGACAAGGCCAUGUCGGAUUGUAGCUUGGAGAAGAACGAGAGGGCCUGCAUUGACUUCGCCAUCAACGCCAGACCCCUCACGCGCUACAUGCCCCAGAACAAGCAGUCCUUCCAGUAUAAGAUGUGGAAGUUUGUGGUAUCGACACCCUUCGAGUAUUCCAUCAUGGCCAUGAUCGCCCUCAACACGGUGGUGCUCAUGAUGAAGUUCUAUAAAGCUCCUGAAGAGUACGAGAACAUGCUGAGGUUCCUGAACAUGAUCUUCACGGCCCUCUUCUCACUGGAGUGCAUCUUUAAGAUCAUCGCCUUCGGACCUCUUAACUACAUGAAGGAUUCCUGGAACGUGUUUGACUUUGUGACCGUGCUAGGAAGCAUUACAGAUAUCUUGGUCACAGAGAUCAAGAUGAUAAGCAAAGACAAGCAGAUUAACCUGAGCGUCCUAAGGCUGUUCCGGGCUGCCCGGCUCAUCAAGCUCCUCCGUCAGGGCUACACCAUUCGCAUCCUCCUCUGGACCUUUGUGCAGUCCUUCAAGGCCCUGCCCUACGUGUGCCUUCUGAUCGCCAUGCUGUUUUUCAUCUACGCAAUCAUUGGGAUGCAAGUUUUCGGGAACAUCGUGCUCGAUGACAGAACCUCCAUCAACCAUCACAACAAUUUCCGCACCUUCUUCCAGGCACUCAUGCUGCUCUUCAGGAGUGCCACCGGGGAGGCCUGGCACGAUAUCAUGCUUUCGUGCCUCAGCCUACGGGACUGCGACAGCGCAUCCGGCCUCGAAAAAAAGGAGUGUGGCAGCGACUUCGCUUAUUUCUACUUUGUCUCCUUCAUCUUCCUUUGCUCCUUCCUGAUGCUGAAUCUGUUUGUAGCCGUCAUCAUGGAUAACUUUGAAUACCUGACCCGGGACUCGUCCAUAUUGGGGCCGCAUCACCUGGAUGAAUUCAUCCGCGUGUGGGCAGAUUACGACCCUGCUGCUUGUGGCCGCAUCACCUACCUCGAUAUGUACGAGAUGCUGCGCCACAUGUCCCCCCCUUUAGGCUUGGGAAAGAAAUGUCCGCCCCGAGUGGCCUACAAGCGGCUGGUGAGGAUGAACAUGCCCAUCGCUGAAGACAACACGGUGCACUUCACCUCCACCCUCAUGGCCCUCAUCCGCACGGCGCUGGAGAUCAAGCUGGCGUCAGGUGUGGUGGCCCAGCGGCUCUGUGACGCCGACCUCAAGAAGGAGAUCAGCAACGUGUGGCCCAGCCUGCCUCAGAAGACCCUAGACCUGCUAGUCACGCCUCAUAAACACAAUGAGCUGACUGUGGGUAAAGUGUACGCUGCCCUCAUGAUCUUUGACUACUACAAGCAAAACCGUGCCAAGAAACUCCAACAGCAGCAGCAACUCUCUGGGGUCAACCAGGGUAAAAUGAGCAUGGGUGCCCUCUUCAGGCCCAUCCUGCCACUGACACACCUCCAAGACCAAGAGCCCCCUGCCAGUGUCUCCACACCAGGAAUGAAAGCGGAACCGCAGACCAAGCCCCCGCCGGAUGUGCCCCCCGCCAUGCUGUCUCUGACCAAUGGCACUGCAGGCCAAGGCCCGGCCAGCACCCGUAAAGAGUCCCCCCCCAGAGUGAGAGAGAAGUCUCGUGAAGUACCUCGAGGACAGGGGAGACGGACCCCCCAGAGGGACCAGUCGGAGGAGCCCCCCCCCCGAAUCAAAGCUCAGGAAUCGGUGGAGAUGAUGGAGAUGCAGCAUGACACCAAUGACGGAAGCCUCUCUGGGUUGGAGAGCCAGGGACGGGCAGCGUCCAUGCCCAGGCUGAAUGCCCAGGGUCAGCCACUUCCGGACGCCAGCCCCAUGAAGCGCUCCGUGUCCACCCUCGCACCACAGCACCACCCCCCGGAGAUCGAUCUGCGUGACUAUGCCCUGGAGCGGCCGGCCCAGGAGCGGCCUCACCACCACCAUCACCACCACCGCUGCCACCGGCGCCGCGAGAGGGAGAGAAAGCAGCGGUCGCAAGAGUGGACGGCCGGAUCACAGCAUGCGACCCUUGCUGAAUCCCCCGGAGAGCCGGAGGGGGCGCUAUCCUCGUGGCAGCGGGUACCAGAGCGGGGGCGCUCGCAUGAGCGCAAGCCGCCGCCCUCAUCAUCCACGGGGGGCGAGAGGAAGCAGCGGUACUACUCCUGUGACCGCUACGGCAGCCGCGAGCUGUGCCACCCCCGGUCAGCUGCUGCCAGUCGCUCCACCUCCCCCAGCGAGGCCUCAGAGCUGGGUCUGAACAAGCAGGGCAGUGGUUCCACUAGGGGGAGCCUGGUAACCCUGACUUCCGGGGGCAGCACCCCCAGCCGCGGACGUCGCCAGCUGCCCCAGACCCCCCUCACCCCCCGGCCCAACGUGGCGUACAAGACCGCCAACUCCUCCCCCGUGCUGCUGGGGACGGCGCGUGCCACUCUGCCCGCCCCCAGCUCAUCUGGAUGGGACGCGCUCCACCAACGUGGCGGCGCCCAGCCCGAGAAGGCAGACGUUUUCCAGGACGCGCUCGGCUAUCAGGGGGUGUGCCCUGCUCAGACUUCUGGCCCCCAGGGCCUGGCGCUGCACCCGCCAGCCCAACGCGGCCGGGGCGUCCCCAAUGGGUACCACUUUGCCUUGGGAAUCCCAGCGGGGUCCAGCUCUGCCACCAGGGGGCGCAGUCGCCAUCAGGAGAAGGAGGAUGAUUGGUGCUAGUGUGGCUUAAAUGCCAAAAAAAAGAGAUCAGUGAUAAGUUUUGACGAGAUGAGUUUUAUCAUCUUUACAGAGGCAGCAGUUUACACUGGCGUGUGUGUGUGUGUGCGUGUGUGUGUGCGCACUUAGCUUUGGGUAAUUCUGUGUAUGUAUGCAUGUGUAUCUGUUUUCAAAAGUGCAUAAUAGAGAAGUAAAAGAUGCAGUUAUAGGGUAAAAAAGGAGAAAAUCUUUAGCAACCAGUGACCUGAAAUGAGUCGCAACGGCAGAAAAAAAAAAGUUUUUCCUUUCAUUUGUGGUGGAGAAGGAAUAUCCUCUCCUGAUUUGGGGCCAUAAGAAGGAAACAAAAUAUACAGCGUUUCUGUGGAUUAUUCGUCCCUUUGUGAGACGAGUCAUUAACGGGAAUGCCAGCAUCCCCAUCUCGUCUGGGGCAGAAAAAACUUAGAUGCAGAUGCUUUUUAUAAGGAGACAGGAGAGCUAAAGACGGCACAAUGACUGCUGCUGGGACGCUUCCUUCUGUUCCGACGCUGUAGGAUUUUAUAGGUGAGAACUUCUUAUGUAAUGAUAGCAGAUGUACAGGAAGGAUAGUGUUCACUGUAGGUGACAUCUGGAGUUUGCUGCCGUUUCCCGGAAACGCCGGCAGAGUUUGUGAACAAACUAUUUGUAUUUCCUAAUACAGAAAGGAAUGGAAAAUAAAACUUCCUUUUGAUUUCCGACAAGUUAGGGUAGACCUUGCCUUUCAGUCGCGUGCGUUUCUGUAGACUAAACAGGACAGUGUUCUUUGUGAAUUUUCGUGUCAUUAUGUAACAUUGUCAGAUCGAGAGUCUCCCACGUCCUGCUCCAGCUGAUGAUUACCAAGUGCCUGACCUUCUAAAUGUCUUAUAGAAACAAUGCAAGCUUUUCAUUUUUAAAACAUUUUUUUGAUCGCUUUAGCAUUUGGGUGGGAGGUGUGUAAAAGUAGUGAUAAGGGAUUUUUAUUAACCAUGUUAGAUGCAGACAUUAGUUGUAAGCUGUGAGAUGCGUAACGAUAUUUCUCUAGUAUUUUAAAUUAUAUAUUGUACCUAGAUGAUAAAGGACUUUAAUAAAAUAGUGCCAAAUUGAGAGGAAUAUAUCAAGAUAUCAUAGUGCAUGUCUGGAAUAAUAGAAAUGUGUGGUUAAAGCCACAUCUGCCAGCUAAAACAGCCAGAAUUACUUAGACGGACCCAACUGUACGGGGGUGGUGGGCUCACUGGUUGUGGUCGGUAUGUGUGGAGGGUCUUCCCCUGCUCAGGUUAUAUGUUGUCAGCUUUCGUGUAACCAGUCCCGAAACCUUGAGUCCAAGCUCUGGCACUCGGACACUGGGUCCCUCUAUUCCUCUUAAGUCUCCAUGAUCCCCCCCACCAAUGGCGCCCUCCCAGAAGCCUCUUCCUGUGCCCAGAGUUGGGGUUAUAUUCCGCCCAGAGGAAGGGAUUACCCCAAGCGUUCAGGUUUAUGGGGUCAGCGAUGCCACUUUUUAGGACAUUCAUCCCAGUAACGUGAAAGGGGACUUUCUUACUGUAGGUGGCCGGUUUUGCUUUAGGACGCGCCGUUCGCUACGAAAUCCCAGCCGCCGAUGGUUCAUGGUGAGUAGGGUGUCAAGUCAACGGGAGAGUCGCGAAUCACAUGGAUUCUGUGACUGUAACACCAGCUCAGGUUUUAGUAGUAGGUCGAUGUGCGUCGAUCUCUCCGAGUAGUGUUCCGUUUGUGCCAUCGCCAUCCUGGCAAGGCUAUGUAUUUUUCUCCAUUUACACCCCCCCCCCCCCCC
Brienomyrus brachyistius is the source of this 9386-nucleotide messenger RNA. RefSeq names its product calcium channel, voltage-dependent, N type, alpha 1B subunit, b (gene cacna1bb). Gene Ontology annotation, cellular component: membrane; voltage-gated calcium channel complex; neuronal cell body. The record is from RefSeq and is a predicted model, not a curated record. Gene Ontology annotation, biological process: calcium ion import across plasma membrane; chemical synaptic transmission. Gene Ontology annotation, molecular function: high voltage-gated calcium channel activity. The transcript has 49 exons. Bases 197 to 7609 code for a protein of 2470 amino acids. Lineage: Eukaryota; Metazoa; Chordata; Actinopteri; Osteoglossiformes; Mormyridae.